Messenger RNA from Nicotiana attenuata, 972 nucleotides. RefSeq lists its product as uncharacterized. The transcript has a single exon. Bases 1 to 972 code for a protein of 323 amino acids. Lineage: Eukaryota; Viridiplantae; Streptophyta; Magnoliopsida; Solanales; Solanaceae. The record is from RefSeq and is a predicted model, not a curated record.
AUGGCGGAAGUGGUAAAAGGGAAUCGACAGCAGCAAGUGGGACAGAAGCUUGACUACUUUCCACCGGUAAUGAAGGACGGAGUGAAGGUAGUUAAACUAGAUCCAAAGGAAAUUGAGGAGCAGAAUCAGAAAUGGAGUUUAGCCUUGAUUGGGUAUGUCAUCGGAGGAAACCCUGCGUUUAAGGAGAUGCUCAAAUUCGUUUAUGGAGUAUGGAAUAUAGUCAAUACUCCUCAGGUAUAUCUCCAUAACGAUGGGUAUUUCCUAUUCAGAUUUGAUUGUGAGGAAGAUAAGUCUGCAAUUCUACAAAAUGGGCCAUACAUUUUUAAUUAUAGACCUCUUGUGCUCAAGCAAUGGAGUCCAGACUUUCAGAUGAGUGUGGAACCUGACCAAAAUGUUCCUAUGUGGGUAAUGCUUCCAAAUUUACCAAUACAAUUUUGGACUGCUGGGAACUUGGGAAGAAUAGCCAGCUGUUUAGGACGACCAAUUUGUACCGAUAAAUUGACAACACAGGAAGAUAGAAUUGCUUAUGCCAGAAUGCUAAUUGAAAUGGACAUAUCACAACCACUACCAGAUGAUAUUUCAUUAGAGAUGCCUAAUGGAAAAUGCCAUGUACAGGUGGUGGAAUAUGAGCGGAAGCCCUUAUUCUGUCAAGACUGUCUACAAAUGGGACAUGCUACAUGCAGCUGUAAGGAAAAAGUAGAUGACAAUGGCAACUGGAAACAACAACAAUUGAACAAAGGAAAGAAAAACCAAAAGAAGGAAUGGAGAGAAAAAAAUGAUACAACCAAAGAAGAAGGGAAGGAGCAGGAACUGAAUCCAGGAGAUAGGGCCCCAAUAGUGAAACAAUCUGAGAGCUUAGAAGAUGCAGAUAGCUUGAUUAUAAAUGGACAACAGACUGAAGAUAGACCAACGGUGAUAAUUAAUAGUAAAGAUGAUAGAGGGAAGCAAAAAAAUGCCAGAAGUGCAAGAUAA